Messenger RNA from Scheffersomyces coipomensis, 651 nucleotides. RefSeq lists its product as uncharacterized. NCBI's taxonomy places the organism in Eukaryota, Fungi, Ascomycota, Pichiomycetes, Serinales, Debaryomycetaceae. Gene Ontology annotation, biological process: endoplasmic reticulum to Golgi vesicle-mediated transport. Bases 1 to 651 code for a protein of 216 amino acids. The record is from RefSeq and is a predicted model, not a curated record. The transcript has a single exon. Gene Ontology annotation, cellular component: endoplasmic reticulum membrane; COPII-coated ER to Golgi transport vesicle; Golgi membrane. Gene Ontology annotation, molecular function: COPII receptor activity.
AUGUUCUUGCAAUUGCUUUCGUAUGCUGGUAUUGUGAUUGGAUUUGUGUUCCUCGUGCUAUCAAUUGCUUCUGGUUUGUAUUAUAUUUCAGAAUUGGUGGAGGAGCAUUCUGAGCCAACUAAAAGGUUCCUUAAAAGGUUAAUUUAUACUAUUAGUGGAAUAUUCGUAUUAUUAUGGUUAUUUGAUAGAUUUCCAUUCAAACUUACUGCAUUCUCCAUCUUUUCAUAUUAUGUUUACUUACAAAACUUAAAUAAAUUUCCUUAUGUGAAUUUGACUUCCCCAAUAUUUUUAAUUUCAUGUGUGUUAGUGUUGGCAAAUCAUUUCUUCUGGUUUAAUCAUUUUCAUAAUCCUUAUAUUCCACCUUUAGAAGUUAGAUUACUGCCAAACUAUGAACCACCAAGAAUCCCUACCUUUGUUGAAGUUUGUUCAUUCUUUGGAUUAUUAGUUUGGUUUGUUCCAUUUGCUUUGUUUGUCAGUUUAAGUGCUCAUGAUAACUUGUUGCCACAUCAUGUUCAAUCUGAAAUCGACAAGGAUAAGAAGAAAAACAAUGGAUUGGCUAAAGUUGUGGUUGCCAAUAUUAGAGAAUAUGUUUACGCUAUUACAAGAAGAUGUGGAUACGAAUUAGAUCCUCAUCAUGGUACUAUUAUUUAA